AUGGAGCUGACUUGUGGAAAUGAGCAGAACUUUGCUGAUCAAGAGAAGCGAAAGAUGAAGAGAUAUCAGCAGCUGACAGAAGAGAUAGAAGCCAACGGAUGGGCUUGCAAGCUCCAGACAGUAGAAGUGGGAGCUCGAGGCAUUUACAACUAUAGCCUCCCAACCUUUAUGAACCACCUGAACGUAAACAACAAAGAGAAGAAGAAGGCCUGCAUGAAGAUCGCUGAGAUCAGCCUGAGGGCAUCGUACACCAUCUAUUUGUCCAGAAACAAUACCAUAUGGACAGAUGAUUGGGAGUUAGUCAAGAGACCAAUAAUGAUAAUCAGAUGCACUGUGCUGGUUGCUCUAACACUGUGGACAGCUGAAGCUUUCAUCAAACCUAAGUGCAGAGGAAUUUGGUCAGAUUGGGGCAAGUGGAGAGGGCUGUGCUCUGAGAGCUGCUCUGGUCACAGGACUCGUACCAGAGAUUGUGUUAAUAACGGUUUGUUCUACUGCGGUGAUCCCACAUGUAGCGGAGAUGACACUCAGCGAGAAAGAUGUGGCGGAGAUAGAACUAACGGAGGGUGGAGCGAGUGGUCUGUGCCAGAGUGUCGGUAUUGCGGACAGAAACGUCUUAGAACGAGAAAAUGUGACUCUCCUCGGCCGUCCUGCGGAGGAAGAAAGUGUCGGGGUAAGAAGUGGGAGGUAACACGAUGUGGUCAGUCAGGAUGUCCCGGUCUAGAGGGAAACCUUAUCGUUCAGCAAGAUGAUCACAGCUGUGGAGCUACAAUAACAGUGUCAUGUCCUCAAUGUCAUAGACUGGAGGGGUCACCUAAACUGCGGUGUCUCCCUGACGGACUGUGGAACAAGAACUCUCCGCAGUGUGUUCCUCUAGAUGGCAUACAGGCACAAUGGAGCGCAUUUGGACCUUGGGAUGACCACUGUAGGGCCUGUAAUCAAGUGAUAACACGACGGAGAACUUGCCAGUCGGUGUGUGGAGAGGUUUGUAGAGGGGAUGCAGUGGAACAGUAUAUAUGUGGAAGUGCUGGAUGUUCGAUCAACGCGUUUAUUCAUCGCAGUACUGAUCUAGUUAGCAGCAAAGACGCAUUCAUGUGCGCUGAAACCGCGACGCUGAGAUGCCGAUCCCCCGACAAAGUGCUACAAGGAAACGCCCUACUGACAUGUGGCCUUGGAGGAUGGGAGGGAACUUUACCCAGAUGCGUGGACGAGAGUUGCUCUCCGAUACCGCACUUUGAUAAUGGGAGGGUCAUGUCAACUGGCCUGACUUACGGCAAGUUUACUCACUUUAUGUGCAACGAUGGCUACGAACUCCAAGGUCAGCAGUAUUUAGUGUGUCUGGGAACUGACUGGAGUUACAGCUUCCCAACUUGUGUCAAAAAGGUGGAUCAGUGCGUUGAAUUACAGUUAACAGAACAUCAUAUCAAGAACUCAAGUUCUGUAGAUAUUGGGGCUGCUAUUGAAAUAUCCUGCGUCAAAGGUUACGAGACUGUAGGAGUAUCAGAUCUGUUCUGUCUUGACGGAGGGUUGUGGAGCUCUGACAUCCCUGACUGUGACAAGAUCACGUGUAUCACUCUCCCCGAAAUGGAGCACGCUCUAGUCACCCACUCAGAAUCAGGUAACCGAGUAGAGGUAUCAUGUGAGAAGGGGUACCAACUGUCUGGAGCAGCGGUGUUGGAAUGUACAGAGAGUGGAGAAUGGAGCAGUGGAAUUCCAUCCUGUCAACCUAAUAUCUGCCAGUUACCAAGUACAAAUAACGGAUUGUGGUAUCGGGUAGCUGACAGACAUAUCGCUUUAUUGCGAUGCGAUCGAGGUUACUCAGUAGAGGGUGACUCAGAGCUGCUCUGUGGUGAGGACAAUAACUGGACAAGUGCCAACAUUGGUCGGUGUGUGCUAAGACAGUGUGCUGUGCUGGGAGCUGUGGAUGAUGGAGUUCUGUCCACUAACGAGACUGCUGCUGGAACUGUUGUGGAAAUAACUUGUAAUGAGGGAUACGCGAGAUCAGGGCACUGGAAACUGACGUGUUUAAGUAACGGAGGUUGGGACUACCCUGCACCUGACUGUAGAGUAACAGAGUGUCAGACUCUACCGGGGAUUGAGAACGGAUACGUGUCCUCUCAAAGGUUUGUUCAAGGUUCAGUGGUAGAGAUAAUCUGUGAACCGGGCUACAGGCUCAUCGGGCAAAGAUCACUGAAAUGUCUUAAAUCAGGUGACUGGUCAGCAGAGAUGCCACGUUGUGACCUGUUCGGCUGUGUAACUACAGACGCGGUACAGAACGGCUCCAUCGCCUCGGAUAUUAUUCCUCUCAACCGGGACUCGUGGAUUGUGUGUCAGGAGGGAUUCCAGCUUGAAGGUGAGGAAGCAGUCACCUGUACAGAGGGCGGGAUCCUCCAGAUAUCACCUCUCAGCAGGUGUAUACCCCAAUCCUGUGAUCUCUUCUCUGCACCUAACGGAGACGUGAUCAUUGAAGACGUCAUUUUGGGGAGCCGGGCUCAAGUCACGUGUCACUAUGGUUACCGGAGAUCGGGUCUGGAAUCGGUCACGUGUCAGAGUAAUGGGGAGUGGAGUGGACUGCUUGGUUGUGAGAAAAUACUCUGUCCUCAGUUCCCUGUACUGUAUAAAGGGUAUAUCGAAGGAUCCGGGCACAGCGUUGGAGAUUCAGCGAGUCUGAUCUGUGAGAUUGGGUUCGUUCCAAGUGAUGCAGACCACAUCACGUGUACUGAGGAAGGUAGAUGGAGCAAUGUUGAUAGGCUGGGGUGCGUGGAUAAUGGGUGCCCUUCUCUGCAGAGGCCUCAUCAUGGCAUGUUUAUCAGCGUGCCUGGGCCUGCUAUCAGUCUGUUCUGUAAUGAUGGAUACAAAGUGAUGGGCAGCAAGAUACUGUCAUGUAGUGACGGAAGGUGGAACAGCACGAUACCCAUCUGUGGUCUGGAUGUUCAGUGUCCUAAACUAAUUGUACCGUUCGCUGGUACCCUCAGCUCUAAUUCUACUGAGUACGGCACUCAGGUAACAGUUGAGUGCGCUAAUAGUCACGUGCUCAGUCACGCUGACCCCAUAUUCUGCAACUCAUCAGGCCUCUGGAACGGGUCCCUCCCCUCUUGUAACUUCCCCGACUGCCCUGAUCUGUCCAGUCUAGACGGUGUCACUUUAACGGGCACUAGUGUUGGGGACACAGCAUCACUAGAUUGUGGGAGCUGUAAGAAGAGUAAAGGAGAGAAGCACAGUGUGUGUACUGCUGGAGGGGUCUGGGACCCUCCUCUCGGCAGGUGCCAAAACGUCAUCUGCAAAACAAAGAUAAACAGAAGACUCUACGAAUCUGUUGAAGGAGGAAUCCCGACUAAAUGCGGGAAAAGUGUCUCGUUUGUCUGUAAACCUGGUUACACUACUAUUGGCAGGACCACUAUCACGUGUUACGACACAGGUCAGUACGAUUACCACGUCCCUUUCUGUGUGGAGAGCGGAAUUUUCAGGGUCAGACGUCAACGUAGAAAACGAGACGAUUUUGACGAAUCUUAUGAUCACUCACUUGCUGAAGAUUCACACGAUUUUGAAGAGUCACAUGAUGUUGAAGAUUCAGUAGAUUUUCAAGAUUCAGUUGAAGAGUCUCUUGUUACGGACAGUUGAAGAAGUGAUGAUAAUUUGAAGAUCAUAAUUAAAUUUACCUGAUCGAGAAAGCGAAAAGUGAAAGACUUGCACACGAAGAAAUAAGAUAUGGUGAGCAGUCAGUUUUACUCUAGGAUCAUUACGAAAAGAACAUGUAUUUUAACGGAUAGUUCAGUUUCGCACCGAAUCAUAUGCACGACUGUUAACAACAUAACAGUGUUAACAUUGUUAACAGUGUUAACAGUGUUAACAUUGUUAACAGUGUUAACAGUGUUAACAUUGUUAACAGUGUUAUCCGGCUGGUUUGAAGAGGAAGACUGUUUAUGGACUCUUUGGACGGCCUUCAUCAGUAGAUUGAAUGGCAGUUUUGCUCACAUUUGUAUUGCUGGGUUAAACUCAUAUGGUUACCGGGUUUCUGCUUGCCUUUAUCUAUGGUUUACGGUCUAAUGUUUCUAGUGAAUGAUAGGUUUUUCGGGUUUGAGAAAAGUGUUAAGAUUUUAGGAGCACCGAAUUUGGUUCUGGUUCGUAUGAUAUCACAUAUCAGAGGCAAAAUUAAGCCUUGAUACUGGUAUUUGUUUACACUCCAGUAAAAACUAAGUCGCGGAGUUUCAUUUAAUUUCGAAAUUGGACGCUAUUUAUAUAUUUGAGCAGCAUAUUUGGUCCCUAUUUACUGAAAUUACUGAAAUAAUGGUUAACAACGAAAUUUUACCAACGCAAAUGUUUCGUGUUUUCGCAGAGCUUUGCAAAAACAUUUUCAGUUAUGAUUAAGUUUAACGUUAUUAUUUUUCAAAAUAGGAUAGUGAUUUUUUAGGUGCCCCAAAAGUUUAAUUGUUUUAAGAGUGUUUGAGCAAACGACUGUUAAAUUUGUAUGGAAUUUCUCUCUGAAGAAUGUUUUGAUAUAACUAAACAUUACAAUCAGAAUAAAUGAAUAGUAUUAGUACUAAAAUAUCUUUCGAUCAAUUUCGAGUUUAAACAUUAAGAAAAAUUCAUGAUUGUAAAAUUUGUUCAUAGAAAUCAUUACGGUAAGAGAGCCCAACAAUUGAUGUAAAAUUAUUAUUGUUUUUAAAUUAUAUGAUAACUAGAAUUAAAUCUGGCAAUAGGUUUUUUAAAAACGUUUAUCGAAAAUCCAAUGAAUUGUGCAAUUUAAUUGAUUAAUUACACUAAUUGAUUACACCCUGCGUAAUAUCGACUUUAACGCUAUGUUUAUAAAGUUAUAGAAUGUUGUGAUACUGGUUAUUUGUUUUUGUAACUUUGUAAAUUAUUUUAAGAUCCGU
Molecule: messenger RNA, 4871 nt
Organism: Bolinopsis microptera
Lineage: Eukaryota; Metazoa; Ctenophora; Tentaculata; Lobata; Bolinopsidae
Product: sushi, von Willebrand factor type A, EGF and pentraxin domain-containing protein 1-like
Exons: 27
Coding region: 1-3618 (1205 amino acids)
Source: RefSeq, a predicted model, not a curated record